Molecule: messenger RNA, 1110 nt
Organism: Saprolegnia diclina VS20
Lineage: Eukaryota; Oomycota; Saprolegniomycetes; Saprolegniales; Saprolegniaceae
Exons: 5
Coding region: 1-1110 (369 amino acids)
Source: RefSeq, a predicted model, not a curated record
AUGUCGGCCUUUCUCGCACCGACAAGAGACUUUGGCCUCGAUGCGAGCAGCAGCGCGCCGUCGAGCCUUAGCUCGAACGACGGUGUGGUGCAUUUGACCAAGAAACGCACGCGACCCAAGCUAGAGAUCGAGCGCCUCCACGCCAAGCAUACGGAGCUCCAGCGCCAGCUCCAGCUUCUCCAGCUAUUGCGCCCACCGCAGAGAGCGCUUACGCCGUGGCGCGCCCGGGCCAUGCGCCUCGCCGAGGCUGCCCAGCGCGCGCGGCAAGAAAACACCCGCCUGCGAAGCCUCGUCGACGACCAGCGCCGGCUCCUUGAAGCGCUGAAGCGUACGGUGACGAAGCGACCCCGCCUGGCGUCCAUUGAAAGCGACGGCCAGCUUCACGUCGCCGCCAAAUGGGGCCUUCUUUUGCAGGAGCAGUAUGGCAAGAUGGAGUCCGAGUGGAUCCGGCGCCGACUCUACGACGCGGUUGAGCCAUUACGACACACGACGCUCGAGCGCAGCACCAAGGACGGGGCGAUGACAAGAUUUGGGUUCCUUGCCAAGAUGCAUGCGCCGCUCGACUACAAAUCGAUGGCCGACUUGGUCUGGACGCAUAAGCCGUUGUUUCUUGGUCCGUCGUGUUCGGUAUACCACACGAUCCACACCGACAUGGUGUGUACGCGAGAACUCACGCACUUUUCGGAUCUCGACAUACCCGUGCUCGAGACCCACGACUGUUUUGGCCGCUUUCUCAAGCCAGAUCGGGUUGUGAUCGUGUGGCGAAGCCUACGCGAAGAUGAAGCAAUGGUUGCCCCUAACCCCAGCCAUCUUGUGGGCCACCGCUGCGGCUGGUUACUCAUCGAGAAAACGACGGCGUUCGAGUGUCGUGUCCAGUGCAGCAUGUCAACAACGGUACCGACACUUCCAGCCAGCGCCAGUGCAACCGAGGUAGCGGCGUGGACCGACCGCCUAUUGAAGCUAUCGCAAACAAGCAAGGACGCGUUUGGCGCUAUGAUUCAUACUUCCGUCCUCGAGCGUCGGGAGCAACUCGGUCUCUCCAACCACGCAGUCGACAUGCUCGAUGUCACGGAUCAGGUCGAGCUCUUGUCUAUCUGUGCUUUUGCCUAG